AUUGUCCUCACCACAUGUAACUGAGUGGUGUAACAGAAAAACAUGUUAAAAUCGCGAUAAAUUUGAUUAGUCGCUAUUUAGUCUUCGGGCGCACUAGACUUGGAACUGCUGUGCCAUUUUCUAAGCGUUGUUUUAAGAGAAACCUUAGUGAUGAUCUCUCCAGUGACAUGGGUGUCCGCGCUGUUGGCGAGUAUCUUUUCGGUGCAUAUUGCACAAAGACUGCGUUUUCCUUACUUUUGGAAAGACUUAUUCUACUUGCUGAAAGUAAUCCGAUAUGGCAUUCGCUUGGAAAUAUACAAACGGACUAAAAGAGUGGUGACAGUCAUUGACAGAUUUGUUCAACAGGCUGCAGAAAUUCCCAACAAGACAUUUCUUAUUUAUGAGGGAGUCAGUUACACCUAUGAAGAGAUUGAUAAACGAAGCAACAAGGUGGCACAGGUGUUUGCCGAACGGGGAACCGUGAAGAAAGGAGACACCGUUGCGCUGCUGAUGAGCAACGAGCCAGAUUUCUUAUGUGUCUGGUUUGGAUUGAGUAAACUGGGAUGUUCUGUGGCUUUCCUCAACAUAAACAUUAAGUCAAGAUCCCUGUUGCAUUGCUUCAACUGCUGUGGAGCCAAACUAAUGGUUGUUGGAGCAGACUUGUUGGACACCUUGGAGGACAUUCUGCCCAACCUCCAAGAGGACAACAUCUCAGUAUGGGCCAUGAAGAAGGAGACGGCCUACCCUGGGGUUAACACCCUCAUGGACAAGAUGGAGGAGGCCUCGGACAAACCUGUCCCAGCUGAGCUUCGGAGUAUCACUUGCCUCAAAACGCCAAACCUCUACAUCUUCACUUCAGGGACAACCGGGCUGCCCAAAGCGGCUGUGAUCACACACCUGCAGUCACUGAAAGCAGCGGCAGGCUUCUGGGCGUACGGUGGCACCGGCGACGACGUGAUCUACACGCCCCUGCCCCUCUACCACAGUGCUGCCUCCCUGGUUGGCAUUGGAGGGACCAUCGAAAUGGGUGCUACAUGUGUCCUGAAGAAGAAGUUCUCUGCCUCACAGUUCUGGAACGACUGCAAGAAACAUAACGUAACCAUCUUCCAGUACAUCGGAGAGCUCUGUAGAUAUCUAUGCAACCAGCCCAAGGGAGACAACGACAAGCAGCACAAAGUGCACAUGGGCGUGGGGAACGGCCUACGGCAGGACGUGUGGCGAGAGUUCCACCGGCGCUUCGGCGAGAUCCGCAUGUGCGAGCUCUACGGCUCCACCGAGGGCAACCUCUGCUUCAUGAACCACAUCGGCAAGAUCGGCGCCGUCGGACGCUCCAACUUCUUCUACAAGCUCCUGUUCAAGUAUGUGCUGGUAAAGUACGACAUGGUGAGAGACGAACCAAUGAGGAACAGGCAAGGCUUCUGUGAACCAGUCAGGAGAGGUGAAUCGGGACUGCUGCUGUCCAAGAUAAGCCCCCAAAGUCCAUUCUUUGGCUAUGCUGGCAGUAAACAGCUGACGGAGAAGAAGAUCCUGAGGGAUGUGUUUACGAAAGGGGACGCAUACUUUAACACGGGGGACCUCAUGGUUGAGGACGAUGAGGAUUUCAUCUCCUUCAAGGACAGAAUUGGGGACACCUUCAGGUGGAAGGGUGAGAACGUGGCCACAACUGAGGUGACGGAGAUCCUCGGACUGGUGGACUUCAUUCAGGAGGCCAAUGUCUAUGGGGUGGAGGUUCCAGGAAAUGAGGGAAAAGCGGGAAUGGCUGCCAUCAUUGUAAGACCUGACUUCAAGUUUGACGGAAAGAAGCUGUUCGACCAUGCGGUCAGGGACCUGCCGACCUAUGCGCGCCCUCUGUUCAUAAGACUACAGGAGUCUAUGGAGAUGACAGGCACCUUCAAGCAGCAGAAAUUUCAACUAGUGGCAAGUGGAUUCAGCCCUUCCACGAUAACAGACCCUCUGUACUUCCUGGACUACUCGCAGAAAUGCUACGCCCCACUGACCACCUCAGUCUACGAAUCCAUUUUGGGAGGCCAGUGUAAGCUAUAGUGGCUCUGGCUCACUCUACAAACAAACAAGUAAACAAACAAACAAACAAACAAACAAAAUGGCUGCAUUCCCGAACGAUAAGAUGACCAAUGGCGGUGCCAGAAGAGAAACCUUUUUGUGAGUUGCCUGACUCAUUUAAUCCUCUUGUAUAUUUCAUGGGAGUCAAAAGCCACCUUUUGAAUCAAAUCCAUUUGUGAAUAAUGAAUGGCACUAUUUUCUUUGUGUUUGCGCUUCGCCCUGGUCCAGAAUUACUCAAUAAUGAAUUAGAGACGCUAAGAGGGUCACAGCGGCUGUCGCUGACCUCCGUCAAAAAUGUCAGGUGAUUAGACAAGCGGGCAAUGACGAGUCAAACAACCAACAGCCACACGGGGGGAUGGGGGGGGGGGCUCAGCAACGUAACACAACUGACAGGUGUCCGGUUCCUCCGUGUUGAGAUUCUUUUGUCCAGGUAAGAUGACCACACGUCGUUCUGAUGUCCCCUGGCCAAUCCUUUAAAGUGUCUGUCACGGCUACCAUCUUACUAACUGAUCAUCUCAUCUCUGGCUGUUGUAAGUGCUGUUCUAAAAAACAGACCAUAAUAAGAAGAGUAAUUAAAAACAUCAUCAUCAAAGAAAGAAAAUAGAGUUCACAUGUAUAGCUUUGUGAUUGUUUGGUCAAACUUGACAAGUUUGUGAUUCUGCUGUUAAAAUAUUCCAAUAUGCUUGAUCAUCUUUGCCAAGAUAAACGUAACAUGCUUUGUGUUGAGCUUCUCAGAAGACUGUUGUAAUUAAUCAAACAAUUAGCUAUUAAAUGGAAACACAAUGCAGUUAUUGUUUUUAGUAGCGCUACAAAAAUAUUAAAGCAUUGCGCAAUGCUGAAAUUUUAUCCAGAUGGUCAUCACAAUUCACCAUAUGUUACAAUGGAGGAGUUGUUUAAAGCCUUUUUUGGAAUGAUGCACGGUUAAGACGCCAUACAACUUCAGUAACAACAUUACCAGAUAAAGCAAGUAUUUGUAUUUGUGAUCUGCUACAGUCUGGUUAUCUUUUGUUCUGUGAAAAUCAGAUAUGUUGCAAUACUACUGGAGAUAGUGCCUUUAGAUUUAUUUUUGUUUUUAAGUAAAUAGCUGUCAUAGCUAUUUACUGUAUAUAAUGUAAAGCUUUUGUCCUUGCACAAUGACUGUAUAGCUCUUGAAUCGUAUCAAGAAUAUGACCUCCGUACCACUCCAGUGUCAACUGUAUUAUAGGUAGUGGUCUCUUAAAAAGCUUUGGGAGUCGAGAUUCAAGUUCUGCAAAGCACCUGUGUCUUCCUAGAAUGACCAUAUUCUUAUGUCAUUCCUGUAGUGCUACACACAACAACAAACACAUUUCCUUUCUUAUUUCCUGACUUUUGUUUACGCUUCAUUGAACUAAGUAAAUAUUGUUAGAUAUAAUGUCAGCCAAUAUGUCUUUUGUUUUGUGUAUCUCACUGGAUCUUGUUAUGGUAUGUUUGGUCUCAGGAAGGAGGGAAUAGACAGAGAGAUUUUAAAGAAUGCACAGUACACAACUUGUAUUCAAGUUGCUGUUUACAGCUUGCAGAGAUGCUGAUUUGUCAUGUAUACGUUGUAUAUACUUGUGCUGAUAAGUACAGUAUCUCUCAUCAGCAUUACCUUUGUGAUGUUUUCUUUAUCAUGGCUGAUUUUGUUAAUUUAAUGCGGGAUUUUUUUUAUCUUUAAUUGGUGAAAUAUUUUAAAUGCACUGGGCAUUUGGACUUUGAUGUUAAAUAGAUGUUUUAUUACGAGUUUAAUAUGGGAGUGAUUGUGCCUAGGUUAUAUUCAUAAAGACAACAUUUUGUCAUGUUGUCUUUUAGGUGUGAAUGUGAUAUAAACACCAAUUCCAUCAAGCACAUAUUCUCAGUUUCAUACACAUUUUUUUGUCCAGCAUCAGACUAUUUGUAACAUAAAAUAUGUCUUAAUAUAUGCCAUUAAACGCUAUAUCUGGAAUAAGUCUGUUAGUAUGUUAUGUCAUUUGAUGGCGACGGUUUUCCGUAUAAUUUGUCUAUGCAAAAUCAAACAAUUACAUUUCUGUUUUUCACUAUCACUGGUUUCUUAUGAGAAUAUUUGUUGCGACACCCUUGAAUGUGUUAAAGGGAAAAGAAUGUCAAUGAACGUUUUGUCUUACCUACGACUCAUUUCAAAUGAUGUGUAUUGUGUGUUUGGAUUGGAUGCUACAGCUCCUUGUCAUGCUGUAGCCUAGCUACCACCUGUGUCAUCCUCAUAUUUAAGAUGUGUGAUUUUCCAGCAAUGAUAAAAAAAAACUACUGUGAUGACAGAAUGGCAACUCUAAUCAUAACAUGCACUGUAUUAAGUUGAGUCAAUAAAAGAAAGAAAAA
This is a messenger RNA of Sardina pilchardus (European sardine), 4368 nucleotides long. It is a transcript of the gene slc27a6, whose product is annotated as solute carrier family 27 member 6. NCBI's taxonomy places the organism in Eukaryota, Metazoa, Chordata, Actinopteri, Clupeiformes, Clupeidae. The transcript is spliced from 10 exons. Gene Ontology annotation, molecular function: long-chain fatty acid-CoA ligase activity; long-chain fatty acid transmembrane transporter activity. The record is from RefSeq and is a predicted model, not a curated record. The coding region runs from base 151 to 2022 and encodes 623 amino acids.